CAAUCCCCCGCUGGAAGAAAGGCUGUCAUGCUUGUGUUUUGCUUUGGGUUUUUUGUUAUUGUUACAGAACCCGUGGAGAAAAGUGCGACUGUGUCACUCUUGUCUUUUAAUGUUUUCUCGUGCGGCGUGUGAAUCCAGCAUCUGACAGAGUCGUCUCGUUCACAUUGUUUCCGCAGAGGCCUUUUCAGUGAAGGUGCAAAAUAGCCUUCCUUUGAUUUGUGUUGCCAUGGACAAGGAUUGGCAAGUGGAGUUUAGGAACGUGGGCUGCAGUUACUUCCCUCAGAGCAGAGUUGACUGCCACUACACACUGAGCUCCCGGCACAACUGGACCAGCAGUGACUGGAUAGGGCUCUUCAAGGUGGGAUGGUCAACACUGAAGGACUACCAUACAUUUGUUUGGGCACUAGCCCCGACUGACUAUGAAGAGGGCACAGAUGUCAACUGCUGUGUGCAUUUCCAGGCCUCCUACCUACCCAAUCCCAGCUCGCAAGAGUAUGAGUUUAUAUACGUUGAUGCUAAGGGUGAAGUGUGCUCCUGCAGCUCAAAAUUUACUUUCGGUGCACCGACGCCACUUGAGGACCUGGUGACCCUUGAGGAGGAGCCCCAAGAAGAGGAAGCUGGCACAGGCAUGUUGCUGGUCAUACCCAGGGCUGAGCUGCUGCAGAGUCGACUGCAGGAGUGUCUGCGAGAGCGAGCUGAGCUGCUGCAGGUCCAGGAAGAAGCAAACUGGCAAAAGGAGAGAGAAAAGGAGGAACACAAGAGGACAAGAGAGCUCUGGAACAGACAAUGCAAAGAGCUGGAAAGUGUGAUCAUCCACCUGCAGGAAGAACUGAGGCACAGUCUAGAGAAGAUCGAGGAGAUGGAGAGGAAGCAAAAGGAGGAGAAGGCUCUCAGAGAAUCACUCGCCCAGGACAAAAAUGCUUUAUUGGAUGUGAGGGAGACGAGUAAAGAGCGAAUCAAAGAGCUGGAGGAGGACAUCAAAACCCUGACACUGAGAAUUGUGGAAAGAGAAACUGAGCUGGAAAGGCUGAAGGAGCGAGCAAAGAGGGCAGGAACUCAGCGGAAAGAAGAAGAGAGUGAGAGAAAGAGCCUGCAGACUAAGCUGGAACAGACAGAAGGUGAACUCAGAAGUCUGUCCAAAGAGUUCCAGGGUCUGAGGACCUCGCUGGCCCAAAGAGACACCAGUGUCCUUCAGCUCCAAAACACCAUCACCACCCUCACACAGAAACUCACAACUGCCCACAGGAAAGAGGCGGAGGGUGAGGCUGUACUAAAGGAGAUGCGAAGCCUUCGGGAGCGUCUGAACACUAGUGAGCGUGCUACAGAGGCCUUGAAGAGCGAUCUGAGCACCAUGGUAACGCAGAGGGACCACGGGCAGGCCGAGAUGCAUCAGGCACGUCUGCAGGCUGCACAGCUCACCCUCCAGCUUGCAGAUUUCAGUCUUGCCAUGAGAGAGGGAAGAGCCCAUUGGGCUCAGGAGAGGCAGAAUCUGCAGCGCAAUGCCGAGAAGGACCACGAGCAACUAGAGAAACUCAAUACAGAGAUGCAGAGGAUGGAGGAGAGGCUGCAGGAGGAGAGGAUGGAGAAAGUAAAGCUGGAGGUUGAACUCGGAAGAGAAAAGGAUUGCAAUCGGGUUCAACUGAGUGAAACACGCAGGGAGCUCCAGGAGCUAAAGGCCAGCCUCAGGGUCGCCCAAAAAGAGAAGGAGCAGCUACUUGCAGAGAAGAAGGAGCUGAUGGACUACAUCUGUCAGCUGGAGCAGAAGAUGGGAACAGUAGCCGGUGCCAAGUGGAGCGCUGCCCUGAUCGCCUCUACAGGUCGGCCUGAGAGCGUGUCAUCAGACUCUGAGGAUGAAAAUCCAGAGGCCCUGCAGCCUCUCCGUCCGCCCAGACCUCUGGGACACUACAGCCUGUGUGAGCAGGGCCAGCCUGACACCUUGCUCCUUGCCACGCCUCCAAACUCCCUGAGGGAGAUGGAGAGGAGCACAGUGGUCAUCAACCAGCCAGCUCCUCUCUCGUCACCACACCAGGCUAGCACUGACACUCUCGCACACAGCUCUGAUUCGGAAGAGGAGUCUGACCCACUUCAGUGUGGAACUCACAGCUCUGGAGAGGAGACAGCCCUUCUGCUGCCGGAGCACAUGGACACUGUUCUCAGUGAUCUGGCGGACACUUCCCUCUGGUAACCAGCGGACAGUGUGGCCACAUUACAUCCACAUGACUUCCAUUUACAAGACAAGUCGCUCACCACACUGACAAAAUAUUAAUAUGCAAUUUACAUCAUCUUUUUUUUUUCCCUUCCACUCAUAGAGAGGGGUUUGUAUUAUUGCCCUUACUGUUCCGUUGUUAGAGAUGACAUGACGCGUGUGGUGGCAGGUCAACACCAUGUUUAUGACUGACAUAAGACUGUUGCAUAGUUUGAAACGACGGGCUUUUAGGCAUGGGCGCUGGCAUUUGAGAGUUCACAGGCUGUAGCAGAAUGAUUUCUGUUGAAUCAUUGCUAUGUCGAGAGCUUUACGAUGGAUGUUAUGUCGUUUUUAUGACAUUUGUGAUUAGGAGUCAUGACAGGCACUGUAAUUAUGUUUUGUGCAGGCCGGGCUCCACUGAAAAUCAUGGCAAAACUCUCUUCCAGCAUUAAAUUCUCCACAGCAGCUUUGAACACUAUUCAAGGCGACAUAAAGUAAUGAUACAGCAUCAUGCUAAAAUUAUAUUGCAGUAAUGUAGGUCUAUGACAUCAUAUUUCUCCCCCAUUUACUCAGAACUAAGAUUUGAUAUGCACUUUCUUGUACGCAUUAGCAGUUAAUUGUCACGCAGUUGCAGUGGAGGAGAUUUAGUGAUGCGGAAGCGCUUUAAAAAUGGACGGGCGGUUUAAAAUAGCGAGCUUAUGGAACAGAUUGUGUUUAAAGUGGACCGUGAUAGAUGCCGGACGCACCUUUCUGCUUCAGUGACUUCGUGUCAUCUUUAUUAUAACAUUAAUGCGCAUAAGCUUUUCACUGUAGAUCAGCUACAGUUUUUACUCGUCAAUUAAUGACCCUGUAUUUUGUGUUUCAUAAUUAUUUUUAAAUGAAAAUGCUAAUUUACUCGCUCGUCAUUUGAAUAUUUAGUAUCAGACUUUAUUCGUUUAAUAUGUUGUACAGAGAUCUCACUUUGCCAUUGCACAGUUGUGCCUAAAAUAAUGAAAUAAAGAAAAGAUAUUUACAGGUCUUGACAUCUUGACAUGGUGUUGCUAUCCAACCCCCAGCCUGUGGCAUUAUACUGCCUAAUAAAAAUAGCUGACUACCUUUUAAUCAAUACUGUAUGCAUUUUUCAUGAUUUUCUAUCUAUAAUUACCUUGAGUUAUGCAGCAAUAUAACUAUCCAGGUUUAGUUGGGAAGAGGUUUUUGGGUUUUCACACAGACAUGUGAGCAGAACUCCCAUGCUUGGCUGAAAUAAUAUUUGCGAGACACUUUGAUUGCUUGAUUCUCCCUGCUGUAUUUGCACCCUAUUUUUUACUAUAACAGAGUUUUUAGACGAAAAAGGCGAUAUAUAGAUACUUAACAAUAUGUCAGAUGUGUCUUUUUAUCUUAAUCAUUACGCCGUGUGUUGCGUCGAUGCAUAUUUUAUCGACGCCGUUUUUAUCCUCCGCUUUCAAACACUCAGUUGUAUUUUGGUGAGACGCUAAUGAAAGGGAAUGAUAUCAGCGUGUUGGGUUUAAAUCAGUCAAAGAGAAGGAUUUUAAUGUUUAAAUGGCUACAGCAGGGACUGGGUGAUUAUGGUGGCGGCAGUAAAUCUCUGCCUCUCCACUUAUUUACCUUGUGUUCUGUGUAUCCUGUGUUUUUGUGGAGUUUGGUGUUCUUUCCCGGAAAACAGCACACUACAUGUAUUCUCCAUAGUCCUUGUUUGUGCCUUUAAUCUGACUUUAUUUCUUAUGGAAGUUAUUUUGUUGUUGUUGUUGUUGUUCCACUGAGAGCUCCAGUAGAUGUGCUCUUUGUCAGGACACCGUCUCUCACUGCUAUAAAGCUGCAGUGGUUAUGGUUUGUUUUGAAGUUUUGUGUGUGAAGGUUAUCCCACUUGUACACCAUGGUUUCUUAUCAGUCAUGUAACAGGGUUUCGGUGGGUUCUGUAUAAUAAAAUGGUUUAUGUAUUCA
This is a messenger RNA of Solea senegalensis (Senegalese sole), 4126 nucleotides long. It is a transcript of the gene calcoco1a, whose product is annotated as calcium binding and coiled-coil domain 1a. NCBI's taxonomy places the organism in Eukaryota, Metazoa, Chordata, Actinopteri, Pleuronectiformes, Soleidae. The transcript has 15 exons. The record is from RefSeq and is a predicted model, not a curated record. The coding region runs from base 227 to 2185 and encodes 652 amino acids.